AUGCUUGCAGAAGCUGUGUACUUUGCAAAGAUAAAUAUGAGCCGCUUCUGUCUGGACACCUAUGUUACCUCCUUUCUGACAGAUCAUACAGCUCGAGAACUGAAGGACGCUCCGGGUAGGCUCUAUCCAUUGCAAUGUGACGUCAGCUGCGAGGAGAAUGUUCUACGGGCCUUCAAAUGGAUCAAAGAGAAUUUAGGAGGGGUCGAUGUUCUUAUCAACAGCGCCGGCAUUUGCAGAGAAAACCUUCCAACAAAUGGUCAGACAGCCGAGUGGCAGCACACACUGGACGUCAACGUCCUGGGGCUGUCCGUCUGCACGAGGGAGGCCGUCCAGAGCGUGCUGGACAGGGGAGUCGACGACGGCUUCGUCAUCCACAUAUGCAGGUAG
Molecule: messenger RNA, 387 nt
Organism: Schistocerca nitens (vagrant locust)
Lineage: Eukaryota; Metazoa; Arthropoda; Insecta; Orthoptera; Acrididae
Product: dehydrogenase/reductase SDR family member 11-like
Exons: 3
Coding region: 1-387 (128 amino acids)
Source: RefSeq, a predicted model, not a curated record